This is a messenger RNA of Rosa rugosa (rugosa rose), 831 nucleotides long. RefSeq names its product RING-box protein 1a-like. Bases 170 to 523 code for a protein of 117 amino acids. Gene Ontology annotation, molecular function: cullin family protein binding; ubiquitin protein ligase activity; zinc ion binding. The record is from RefSeq and is a predicted model, not a curated record. Gene Ontology annotation, cellular component: nucleus; cullin-RING ubiquitin ligase complex. The transcript is spliced from 6 exons. Gene Ontology annotation, biological process: protein ubiquitination; ubiquitin-dependent protein catabolic process. Lineage: Eukaryota; Viridiplantae; Streptophyta; Magnoliopsida; Rosales; Rosaceae.
UCAUAAAAAAACCCGGUACACACUCCAUUCACAUUUCACCGUAUCUGUUUCCCCUAUUUCACGCUCUCCUUGUUUCUCUUCCUUUCACUCAAAUCAGGUCUCCUUCUUCCUCCUCCUCCUCACUCCGAAGAACCCUAAUUUUCUGCUCGCAAUCUUCCUUCGCUGAUCCAUGGCGACAUUGGACUCCGACGUGCCGAUGAUCCCGGUAGGUGAGGGCUCCAGCUCUGCAGGUCCUUCCUCGACUAAGAGGCCCAAGCGAUUUGAGAUCAAGAAGUGGAACGCCGUCGCUCUCUGGGCCUGGGAUAUUGUUGUGGAUAAUUGCGCCAUUUGCAGGAACCAUAUUAUGGACCUCUGCAUCGAGUGCCAAGCGAACCAGGCAAGCGCUACGAGUGAGGAGUGUACUGUUGCUUGGGGGGUUUGUAACCAUGCCUUCCACUUCCACUGCAUAAGCAGAUGGCUCAAGACUCGUCAAGUGUGUCCCUUGGAUAACAGCGAGUGGGAGUUCCAGAAGUAUGGUCACUAGAAUCUUUCAUCUGGUUCAGUGUUGGAUUUUCUUUGCACAUUGUCAAAUUCAGAUCUGCGGUGAACUUGCUGCUUGGACAAUGUCAAGGAGGGUCUUAUACCUUUUGUCUAUCCUUCCUAUUUAUAUGUAUUUUUGUGCUUUAUAUGGAGUUGUUGCUACUGGAACCCAUAUAUUUUUGUUGAGCAUUUAGCUGCACACAGUAUGGAUUGUGAAUUUGCUAUUGUCAAAGGUCAACUUCAUUGUGCUCUUACUAGCAUUUUGAAUUAUGCUAUAACUUUUCACCCAUAUUGAGGUUGGUUUCUAUUAGA